AUGGCCCCCAAAAGAAAAUAUACGCCAGAACAAAUGCGUCGUGCCAUAGAGGCGGUGAAGAGAGGAGAAGCAGUGAGUGCAUCAGCAUCUAAAUAUGGUAUACCUCGUAUCACGCUUAGAAAUAAGAUAACGGGGAUAAGCCCUGCGGUUUGUUCAAUGGGCCCAGCUACAAUUCUAACGGUUCAAGAAGAGCAAAUAUUAGUACAAUGGCUAUUUGCACUAGCCGAUCGUCAUUUUCCUAUAUCACGAAAACAGUUACUGGACGAUGUCCAACAAAUAAUAAUCAAUGACAACAGGAAAACACCUUUUACUAACAAUCGCCCUGGAAAGAUGUGGUACCAAGCAUUUCUUAAAAGACAUCCUGAGAUUUCGGAACGAACUGCACAAAAUCUAAUAACAUCACGUGAAAAUGUCACUGAACAACAAAUGAAAUCUUGGUUUACUGAGAUCUAA
This is a messenger RNA of Parnassius apollo (apollo), 453 nucleotides long. NCBI's taxonomy places the organism in Eukaryota, Metazoa, Arthropoda, Insecta, Lepidoptera, Papilionidae. The record is from the annotation of a GenBank genome assembly.